Zeugodacus cucurbitae (melon fly) is the source of this 982-nucleotide messenger RNA. RefSeq lists its product as uncharacterized. The transcript is spliced from 3 exons. The coding region runs from base 120 to 554 and encodes 144 amino acids. The record is from RefSeq and is a predicted model, not a curated record. NCBI's taxonomy places the organism in Eukaryota, Metazoa, Arthropoda, Insecta, Diptera, Tephritidae.
UAGGUCACUCCUACUAUUUAAGCAACUCAAAUUGAUAUUAUUGAAUCAGUGUGAAAAGCAUUUCUCAGUUUAAAGUCCAUUAUAAAACAUUAAAAACUGAAAAGGGCUUUCACUCUAAGAUGGCUUCAAAAAUUAAUUGGAUACGUCUAAUAAUUGGAGCUUUUCUCAUUUCACGAAAAAUCUUUACUGCUGGUGGAAACUCAAUGAAUGGCGACAUGGCAGCGCAUUCCUCCCAACGAACGACUAGAUCAGAUGGGGCGGACUGGAAUAAUUAUCGGGUGGCGUUCCCACAACGCCAUCGCGAAAUAAGGCCGUUACGACGUGAUAGGAUUUGGGACAACUUAGGACAUGAAUUCAGGGCUGAGGAUGCUGUGGAAUCAGUACAUCAUAACAAGAGAGAGGCAGCUCCUCCAACUCCCACUGAGAGGAGGAUGAUUGAAGAUCUUUUGAGAGAACUCCAAGCAGACAAAGAACAACCUAAAAACUUUCAUCAUUGCACACCUUGUUUCAAUUGCUAUUUCAAUUGUUUGUGCACAUACUCUGAAUUAUCGUAAUAUGGAGGAAUCUUCUUUAACUUCAAUAAGAUUGUCUGAGCCAACAUUCCAAUUCGUGAAUCCAGAAAUUGAUAUCGAAACAGUAAAAGCAUUAAUCAAAGUACUGCUGACCGAACCAUCACUUGAUAACAAGGAAAGUCCAAAUAUUGAAAUUAAAUCACACGUUACAUUAUCGGAAAUAGAUCGGCAAGAAAUUAAUGAAUUAAUUAAGAAUAUUUUGGAAGAACUAAUAGACAAUGUUAAGAAUAUUACCAAAAAUUAAACUGAACCAGAGAGGAUAGUAGUCCUGAGUGAGAUGAUCGGUCCAAUUUUGACUAACAUGGGGCGAAGAAUAGCCAGAAGUCAGCAGGAGACCAGAAUGCACAAGACGAAAUUUCCGUUAUGUUCGGAACAGACACAAGAAAAAUUAAAUAAAUAACAGAUAAAUA